Messenger RNA from Tupaia belangeri chinensis (Chinese tree shrew), 4008 nucleotides. RefSeq names its product codanin 1 (gene CDAN1). Gene Ontology annotation, biological process: chromatin organization. Gene Ontology annotation, cellular component: nucleus. The record is from RefSeq and is a predicted model, not a curated record. NCBI's taxonomy places the organism in Eukaryota, Metazoa, Chordata, Mammalia, Scandentia, Tupaiidae.
GUCGGGGAUGGCGGCCGUUUUGGAGUCGCUGCUGCGAGAGGAGGUGUCGGUGGCAGCAGCCGUGCGGUGGAUCGCGCGCAGCGCCCAGAGUUCGGAGGAUCACCCCCGGGAGGCGGCUGAGCUGAGCUCACUCCGGCCGCUGCGGAAGGAAUUCGUGCCAGUCGGAGGCUUAGGGGCUCUGGCAACCCGGUCGGUCCCAGCCUUGCGCUCUCCGAUCCACCAAACCUCAGCAACCUGGAGGAGUUCCCUCCCGUAGGCUCGGUUGCCCCGGGCCCUGCAGGGACGAAGCCUUCGCGUAGGAUCAACCCAACUCCGGUGAGCGAAGACUCCAAGCCCAAGACCUGCUUCACCUCACCCCCAAUCAGCUGUGUCCCCAGUUCCCAACCCUCAGCCCUGGACACUAGCCCUUGGGGCCUUGGCCUUCCCCCAGGGUGCAGAAGUCUGCAAGAGGAGCGGGAGAUGCUCAGGAAGGAGCGCUCUAAGCAGCUGCAGCUGUCACCUACCCCAGCCUGUCCCGCCCCAGAGUUGGGAUCUCCCCUUCCCAGCCGAUCAGGAGGCCUCACAGCUGAACCUGCUGACCCCUCGAAGGUGUCCUCCCGCCAGCGCUUAGAGCUGGUAGCCCUGGUCUACUCCUCUUGCAUUGCUGAGAACCUGGUACCAAACCUUUUCUUGGAGCUUUUCUUCGUCCUGCAGCUCCUUACUGCCAGGAGAAUGGUAGCUGCCAAGGACAGUGACCUUGAAUCGAGUCCAGGUGCUCUAGAUUCCCUGGAAAGCCCCCUGUUCCAGAGCAUCCAUGAUUGUGUCUUCUUUGCAGUGCAGGUUUUGGAGCACCAGUUUAAUGUUCUUUCCCACUUGGACAGAGGGACCUUGAAGCUCCUGGCCGAGAAUGAGCGGCUACUAUGCUUCUCGCCAGCUCUGCAAGGCCGCCUUCGUGCUGCCUACGAGGGCAGUGUUGCCAAGGUCUCACUGGCAAUACCAUCGUCUGCUCAGGCUGUCUCCUUUCAGCCAGAAACUGACAAUCGUGCCAACUUCUCCAGUGACCGAGCCUUUCAUACUUUUAAAAAACAGAGGGAUGUGUUUUACGAGGUGCUUCGAGAGUGGGAAGAUCACCAUGAGGAGCCUGGCUGGGAUUUUGAGAAGGGCUUGGGCAGCAGGAUCAGAGCCAUGAUGGGGCAACUCUCUGCAGCCCACAGCCAUAGCCACUUUGUUCGCCUUUUCCAAAAGCAACUUCUCCAGAUGUGUCAGAGCCAUGGUGGUGCUGGGGGCACUGUCCUAGGGGAAGCUGCAGAUGUGUUGAGUAUGCUGGGAGCUGAUAAGCUGGGACGGUUGCGGCGUCUUCAGGAACGGCUUGUGGCCCCGCAGAGCAGUGGGGGUCCCUGUCCACCUCCCACCUUCCCGGGCUGUGAAGGCUUCUUCAGGGAUUUCAUCCUGAGUGCCAGCAGCUUCCAGUUUAAUCAGCAUCUCAUGGAUAGUCUGAGCUUGAAGAUCCGGGAGCUCAAUGGCCUUGCCCUGCCUCAGCAUGAGCCUAGUGAUGAAGACGGGGAGUCAGACGUGGACUGGCAGAGUGAACGGAGGCAGUUUGCAGUGGUGCUGCUUAGCCUGAGGCUUCUGGCUAAAUUCCUGGGCUUUGUGGCUUUCCUGCCAUACCGAGGGCCAGAACCACCUCCAAGCCGUGAGCUGCAGGACUCUGUUCUGGCCUUGAGGAACCAGGUCCCUCCUGUCCUAGAUGUGCGGACUCUGCUGCAGCAGGGGCUGCAGGCCCGCCGAGCCGUGCUUACUGUGCCCUGGCUGGUGGAGUUCCUUUCCCUUGCCGACCACGUCGUUCCCUUGCUAGAUUAUUACCGGAGCAUCUUUACUCUCCUGCUGCACUUACAUCGGAGCUUGGUCUUAUCACAGGAAAGUGAGAGGGAGAUGUGUUUCCUGAACAAGCUGCUGCUGCUUGCUGUCCUGGGCUGGCUUUUCCAGAUUCCCACAGUGCCUGAGGACUUGUUCUUUCUGGAAGAGGGUCAGCUGGAUGUCCUUGAGGUGGACACAGUAGCCUCAGAGCAUGGCUUGGACAGUGUGCCUGUCGUGGACCAGCAGCUGCUUUACACCUGCUGCCCCUACAUCGGAGAGCUCCGGAAACUGCUUGCUUCAUGGGUAUCAGGCAGCAGUGGACGUAGUGGGGGCUUUGUGAGGAAAAUCACUCCCACCACCACCACCGGCUUGGGAGCCCGGCCUCCCCAGACAAGCCAGGGGCUGCAGGAACAGCUCGCCCAGGCCUUUUUCCACAACCAGCCACCUUCCCUGCGCAGGACCGUGGAGUUUGUAGCAGAGAGAAUUGGAUCAAACUGUGUCAAACACAUCAAGGCCACACUGGUAGCGGAUCUGGUGCACCAGGCAGAGUUACUUCUCCAAGAGCAGCUGAUGACACAAGGACAGGAAGGGGGAGAUCCAGCUCAGCUGUUGGAGAGCUUGUGUUCCCAGCUGUGCCCGCAUGGGGCCCAGGCAUUGACCCAGGGACGGGAGUUCUGCCAGAGGAAGGGCCCUGGGGCCGUGCGGGCAUUGCUUCCAGAGGAGACUCCUGCAGCUGUGCUGAGCAGCGCAGAGAACAUUGCCGUGGGGCUUGCAACAGAGAAAGCCUGUGCCUGGUUGUCAGCCAACAUCACAGCACUGAUCAGGAGGGAGGUGAAAGCAGCAGUGAGCCGCAUGCUGCGAGCCCAGGGUCCUGAGCCAGCUGCCCGGGGGGAGCGGAGGGGCUGCUCCCGCGCCUGUGAGCACCACGCUCCCCUCCCCUCCCACCUCAUCUCCGAGAUCAAAGAUGUGCUCUCCCUGGCUGCUGGGCCCCGGGAUCCUGAGGAGGGAGUUUCCCCAGAGCAUCUGGAGCAGCUCCUAGGCCAGUUAGGACAGACACUGCGCUGCCGCCAGUUCCUGUGCCCACCUGCUGAGCAGCAUCUGGCAAAGUGCUCUGUGGAGUUGGCUUCCCUCCUUGUUGCAGAUCAGAUCCCUGUCCUGGGGCCUCCAGCCCCACACAGGCUGGAACGAGGGCAGGCCCGACAUCUUCUUCACAUGCUGCUUUCCCUGUGGAAGGAUGACUUUCAGGGGCCUGUUCCACUACAGCUGCUCCUAAGUCCACGAAAUGUGGGACUUUUGGCAGACACUCGGCCGAGAGAGUGGGAUCUGCUGCUGUUUUUGCUCCGGGAGCUGGUAGAGAAGGGGCUGAUGGGACGGAUGGAAAUAGAGACCUGCUUGGGCAGCCUCCAUGAGGCCCAGUGGCCAGGGGACUUCUCUGAGGAAUUAGUAACACUGUUUAACCUAUUUCUUGCUGAACCCCACCGGCCAGAACUCCAGCUAAGAGCUUGUGAGCUGGUGCAGCUGAACCGGGGGACUGUGGUGGCCCAGAGCUAGGGCCGGGAAAUGGCCCUGGUUGGGCAUCUCACCGGAACCCUGCCUCUGCCUCAGGAAGAGGCCUCUAGCCCAAGUGCUCACUGCCGACCCUUGCGGUGUGGGAGUCGCCAGGUCAGUUCCUGCUCAAACACGAAGGAGUGCGUGCUGUUGGCAUCCACAGACUGCAAGCUCACCAGAGUCCUAGAGGAAGACGAGGCCACCUGCUUCAGGAUUAUGGUGCAAAAGCCUAGAGACUGAAGUCUGAAGAAGAGCUGGCGUUUAUCACUUGGAUGCCAAGUGAAAUGGUGUGUGGGGGCUUGUCGACACACAGGACUCAAGCCCUAUUUGCUGCUAUCCCAGCAUUCCCUAAAACUUUGUGGUUCUGGGAAAUCAUGACAGAGGCAAAUGACUUCUGUUUAAUUUGUGAACAAAAAUUUAAAACGUGACCCUUGGGAGUACAUUUUCCUGCCACCAGGAGCUGGACAACCCUCUCCUCAUAUAUGCACAACGGAUAAGGUAGGACUCACCCAGCUGCAACCUGGCUUCCUCUGUGCAGGUAGUGAUUUACUCCCUCUCUCUCCAAGGACCAAGCACAGGGCAGAACAUUAAAGCUUUUUAAAAUAAACUUUUUUCUUAAGGGGG